Molecule: messenger RNA, 1518 nt
Organism: Pseudocercospora fijiensis CIRAD86
Lineage: Eukaryota; Fungi; Ascomycota; Dothideomycetes; Mycosphaerellales; Mycosphaerellaceae
Exons: 14
Coding region: 1-1518 (505 amino acids)
Source: RefSeq, a predicted model, not a curated record
AUGGUGAUUGUUCUUUAUGAAGAGUAUGGAGGAAGUCUUAACACAUGCAGGAUGUCUACGAGCCGACCACAAAUGUCUUUCGCACAUGCGACUUCCCCAAGCUCAUUCCCUUCGCAUCGAUUGCCUCUGGAUAGUCAUCUCAGGUCUCGUUACGGUCCGCGGCACAUCUUGGCCACUUCGUCCGCAGGGUAUUUCAUCGUAACCAUGUCGUCGUCUCCACGAGGAAUUGCGAGCGGAGACAUGUCUAGUCUAGGGAUGUGUUCAAAGGCAGUGGCAUCCCUCCAAGGUAGUAUCGUCGAUAUUGAGGUCGUAACCAAGACUACAAUGAUCGGUGCUACCACUGAACCCAAGCUUCUACAAGGUGCUGGCAAAGACCGGGCUUUCGGGUCCACUGCGCUCUUUCUAUCAAGCAGCCUCGUUAUCCCAACAAACAUGAUGGUGUUUGUCAUAGUUGUUUUGUCAAAUGCGGAAGGAAGGAAGCUGAGGAAGGCCGGCGCACAGACCAGCAUGGAAGAUGACAGCACCGCGUCACAACACAACGACAUUGGAUUACCGACGAGGCUGUAUAUCAACGAGCGCCAUGUGUACCGCAUCAGGAUAUACCGUCUAUAUCAUCUCCUUCUUAUUAGAAGAUCCCUAGAUCCAAACCUUACGGCCGCCACGAAGAUCCAUCUAGACAUUCCUGGAUGCUCCACAGAUUAUCGGGGCCAUUCUACCAUAUAUUCAAUAAUACCUCCUACCAGAGAAUCAACUAAUUGCCGGCGUUCGACUAGACUAGCUCUCGCUGCUCCUAAGAAUACAACUUCGCCCGCCGAAUCGGUCAUGAAAAUGUUCGCUUAUAUCAAUCCUCACUGCCUUCCUCUAGUCACUAGUGAUAAGGGCCGUAUCCAUUCUCAACCAGCUGCAUACGGCAUAAAAGACUAUACUUACACAUUGCCUGCUAGCGCCAAUCUAUCUCUCGCGAAUGCUAGUAUUCCGGUCGUUUCGAACGAAUCUUAUAUUGGGAAAAAGAAGGGUUAUACAACCAGGCUCGUCCCUGAGUUGACCACGGUCCAGCCACGGGCAGACAACCGCCCUCGUCCGCUGAGCUACUUUGUUCAGUCGCUACCGCAAGAACUCUUCGAUCUCAUCUACGAAGCAACCUUCACUGUCGCGCCCGGAACUCUGAUGCUCAGCGAGCAAUCUCGCGCUAACAUGCCCAGGAGCCUCAUGCAAAUUGACCGCUAUUCCCGCGCCAAGGUCGCCGAGCAAUACUACGCCAACACUAUCAUUGCGACGAGCUAUACUCACAUGGAAGACCUACUCGCUAUCAUGACGCCGCAGCACAAGAGGUUCUUGCGCUUGAUUUAUGUCGUUAUACCCUGGCCCGAGGCGCCCACCAAUCGACUCGAGGCGAUCCGACUAGCAAUGAUGCGAGUAAUUGUAGAGCACCGGCUCACUUCUCACUGGCUUUGCCGCUAUGCGAGGACUAUCUUCGCAAGGUUAAGAUCAUUACCAAGAUUGAGAAUAGCACGCUAA